AUGUUACCAGCUAAUGUUCAGCCGUAUAUUCCACCAUUGAAGGCUCCGUUACCAACUUUCGAUGGUAAAUACGAAAACUGGUUUGCUUUCAAAAAUAUGUUUGAGAACGUAGUGGAUCGCUAUCACACCGAAACACCAGCCAUCAAGCUGUACCAUUUACGGAACGCAUUGGUGGGAGCUGCAGCUGGCAUUAUCGACCAGGACAUCAUAAACAAUAACGAUUAUAAUGCUGCCUGGAAAACGCUGAAAGAGAGAUAUGAGGAUAAACAGGUCAUAGUCGACAAGCAUAUCGACGCGAUUUUUAACAUGCCAGCAAUGAUCAAAGAAAAUGCGAACGCAUUGCGCAAAAUUAUUGAUACGUGUUGUAAACAUGUUGACGCCCUGAAAAACUUAGAGCUUCCUGUUCAGGGUCUUGGUGAGGUAAUGCUGCUUAACAUUUUAUCGAAAAAACUCGACAUCGAGACGCGAAAGGCUUGGGAACUUAGUCAGACUAAGGGAGAUUUGGCGAAGUACAGUUCUACAAUGGAUUUCUUAAAAGAGCGUUGCCGUGUUUAUGAGAAGAUUAGCCGAUGCAGUAAACCAACCGAAAUUGUGAAACAAAUUCGUCCUAUAGGGAAGGCUGAGCCUAAGAUACAUAGUCUUGUGGCUGCCACUGGGAAGUGUUCGCAUUGUAGAGAAGAUCAUGAGUUGUGGAGGUGUGAAUUAUUCAAAGGCGCAAACCUUAGCGAUAAAUAUGCAUCCCUUCGCAAGAGUGGUUCCUGCUUCAAUUGCCUUGAGAAGGGCCAUAUAACCGGUAAAUGUAAAUCAGAGCAUAACUGUAAAAAAUGUGCUAAACGUCAUCACACGAUACUACAUCCCGAAGACGCACAAUCUACUGAAACUGAAACUAAGACAAAUCCUACAACGAAAAAAGAAGCUCCCAAAGCUAAUUCUGAAGCCAAUACGUCAUCAGCAUCAUCAAACACUACCGGUUCUGUUUUAUGUUCGAACGUUGAAGAUGAACAGGAUACAUUACUGGCCACGGCGGUAGCGACUAUCAUUGGCCCUGGUACUAAAUCAUCAACAUGCGGGGCUGUGAUAGAUUCAGCUUCACAUAAGCAUUUCAUCACCGAGGCACUUGUGUUGAAACUUGGAUUAAAACAGAAGCGAAGCAAUUACACCAUUAUCGGAAUUGGUGGUAACCGAAUGACGAUUCAGUUCAAGGUACACGCUCGAAUCAAAUCCAGAAUAAAGGAAUAUGUUUCACCAUGCUUGGAAUUUUUGGUGGUGAAUAAAAUAACAGGAAAACUUCCAGUACAAUGCAUCGAUCCAACGCGACUGAAGAUUCCUGAUAACAUCGAGUUAGCGGAUCCAUCAUUUAAUGUGCCCGGUCAGGUCGAAAUCCUGAUUGGAUCUGGUUUGUUCUUCAAGUUGAUCAAAGGUGGACAGUUGAAUAUGGAAGAUCAUAUGCCGGCAGUGCAGGAAACUCAGCUCGGUUGGAUUGUUAGCGGUGUUAUUCCAACCAAUCACGUUGGUGUUGGGCAAGCUUUAUGUGGAACUUUAACAGAAAACGAUGUGGGUAAGUUGCUUGAAAAAUUUUGGCAUUUCGACUCUUACGAUGAGAGGCCGGUAAAUGAAUAUUCCUCGGAAGAUUCUUGUGUUGCACAUUUUUUGGAUACACAUCGACGUGAUGAUCAUGGCAGAUUCGUUGUUCGACUGCCUUUCAACUCGGCUAAAGAACAGUUAGGCGAUCCUCGAGAGAUGGCCAAGAGAAGGUUUUUGGCUGUGGAACGACGAUUGGACAGAGAUUUAUCUCUCAAGACGCAGUACAUUGCCUUUAUGAGAGAGUACAAACAGAUGAAUCAUAUGGCAGAAGUUACAGCUUCGGUUGACGAAAUGCCUUCAGAUGCCUUUUACCGCCCACACCACUGUGUGCUAAAGCCAACGAGUACUACCACAAAGUUACGGCUUGCUGAUGACGAGGAACAACUAUAUCCGCUGGCGGCAAAGGCAGUAAAAAAUUCUUUCUACAUCGACGAUAUGCUUUCAGGGGCUGAUUCGGAAGAAGAAGCAAUCGAACUAUUGCAGCAGGUUAGGGAUAUGCUGCAUAGUGGUGGAUUCGAUGUUCAUAAGGAGUGCUCGAAUUUAUCUGCUGUACUGCAAGUGGUACCUGAGGACAAACUAGAAACAAUAAAUAAAAUCGACGAUCCAGAAAUCAAUAUGUUAAUGAAGACGUUGGGAAUCGCUUGGGAGCCAAGGACCGACAACUUUACGAUUUCUUUGCCCAAGAUGUAG
Molecule: messenger RNA, 2274 nt
Organism: Wyeomyia smithii (pitcher-plant mosquito)
Lineage: Eukaryota; Metazoa; Arthropoda; Insecta; Diptera; Culicidae
Exons: 2
Coding region: 1-2274 (757 amino acids)
Molecular function (GO): zinc ion binding; nucleic acid binding
Source: RefSeq, a predicted model, not a curated record